AUGAACGAGUCUUAAAGUAAAAUAUCUCGAAAUACUUCAUCUUCACAUUUUAGUCUUCCUAAAAUAUCGAAAAUAGCAAACACCCCAAAGUAUCUAGAAGUUAAAGGGUACAAAAAUUACAAGUACAAGAGUUAUAUGAUUGAUCUAAUGAAAUCAGAUAAGAAGUUAUAGAAAUUAUUACCUUUUCAUCUUUAAAAUUUGACUAAAACACCUAGAAAGAGAUACGAAUUAAAUGAUUCUACUAAAUAAGAGUUGCUUCAUUUUAGCAAAUUAGAUAACAUUUUUACAGAAGGGGAUUUAGAAAUAAUGAAAUAAGCUACAAUUACUCAGGGAGCUAUGAAUAUUCAAGCAUUGUAUAGGAAAACAUUAAAGUCUUACGAAUAGGAUUCAUAAAACACUAAAAGAGCUGAUGAAAGUUUAUUAUGUGAUGAAAUAACUAUGAAUAAUAGCUUAAUUAGCAAUAUUAUUGAACAUUAAAAAUAAUUGACCAUAAAUCCAAGAGUAAUAAGAUAAACAAAGAAAGAAGUAUACAAAGAAAUGAACACUAUCAAAGAAUUCAAAGUACUAGUUAAAAAUACAUAACAAUAUAAUGAUAUUUACGAUAUCAAAGAAGCAGGAAAAAGUAAAAACAAAAAAGUAUCAUAUAGAUCCAUUUAUAUACCAAUUUAUUUUAAGAGAAUCAUAUUUAAGUUUUACUGAAUUAUCAAGGGUAGUUUAGGAUAGAAUUUUAUUGGCAUUUGAUAUUAAUCCUCAUAAUGAAUAAGAAAAAGUUUACUAUAAUUAAUUUAGAUUAUUUAAAUAGAUUAUUAUAAGUUAACAUUUUAAAGAACAGUCCUUAAUAAACUUUUUUAUUAAAGUAUUUUAUUAUAAUAUUUAAGUUCUUUAAUCCUCAAGAUUUACCUACAAUCUCGUUGUAAGAUUUUAGAUCAAUACUUAUUGUGAUUUUAGAAAAUUCAGAAAAUAUGGAUUAAUUAGUAAAAUACUUUUUAAAAAAUAUAUAAUUAUCUUAAUAUGUUUAAGAUAAUUAAAUAAAAGACUUAUUUGGUAUAUUUAAGUCUAAAAUACUAGACCCUAUAAAUUUGAUCUAUUUAUUAUUAAAUAAUAGUUGA
Molecule: messenger RNA, 1109 nt
Organism: Paramecium sonneborni
Lineage: Eukaryota; Ciliophora; Oligohymenophorea; Peniculida; Parameciidae
Source: the annotation of a GenBank genome assembly